Messenger RNA from Larimichthys crocea (large yellow croaker), 961 nucleotides. RefSeq names its product mitochondrial assembly of ribosomal large subunit 1 (gene malsu1). Gene Ontology annotation, molecular function: ribosomal large subunit binding. Bases 83 to 757 code for a protein of 224 amino acids. The transcript is spliced from 4 exons. The record is from RefSeq and is a predicted model, not a curated record. Lineage: Eukaryota; Metazoa; Chordata; Actinopteri; Sciaenidae. Gene Ontology annotation, cellular component: mitochondrion. Gene Ontology annotation, biological process: negative regulation of ribosome biogenesis; negative regulation of translation.
ACAAGGACGAGAAUCUCUUCCUGUUUUUAGCCCUCAAAGCACUCGUGGAUAGCAUCGUUGUGUUUCUGUGUCAGAAAGAGUAAUGUAUAUUCUCAGACACUGUAAGAGACUGCUGACACCAGUCUUUGAAAGCAGAGUUUUACUUCAACAGGCUGGUGUUUCUAGAAGCGUCUGUUCCGUCUCCAAAGCUUGUUCACCUUUUGUGUCCUCAUGUCAGCACCGGCUACACGCAUGCAGCAGCCACUUAGACACAAACAGACUUUACUCAGUGUGCAAUGAAGGCAGUGAUUCACAGAGCAGCGCUGGACUGUUUCAAGAGGACUCACACCAGAUGGACAGUCAGAGAUCCUCGGAGACAUUCUCUCUUGAUGUGCUCGUGUCUCUACUACGUCAGGAAAAUGCAGUGGACAUCUGUGUGAUUAAAGUGCCAGAGCAGAUCAAAUACACUGAGUACUUCAUUGUUGUCAGCGGUGUAUCAGUGAGACACCUCCGUGCAAUGGCACUUUAUGCCGUCAAAGUGUACAAGUUUCUGAAGAAAGCUGGAGAACCGAACGUCAAGAUUGAAGGGAAGGAUGCAGAGGACUGGAUGUGUAUUGACUUUGGGAAUAUGGUUGUUCAUUUCAUGCUACCAGAGACCAGAGACAUUUAUGAACUGGAGAAACUCUGGACUCUCCGCACCUAUGAUGAGCAGCUGAAGAACAUCCCUGCUGAGAUACUACCAGAGGACUUCAUAUAUAAUGCUGAAGAUACAAAGUGAAACCAUAAGACAAAUCAUAAGUUGUCCACGGACAUCAUAUUGAUAAAUUGUAUAUGCCUUCAUAGUUGACCUUUUUUUUAGAGGGUAUCGGAUGGCAUUUGUAAAAUAACCAUUUAUGUUUGGAUGAUUUUUGAGUCUGCUGCAGUAAAUAUGUAUGUUUUAACAUUCUGAUGGUUAAAAAUAAAUUAUUUUAUUAUCAUUCUA